Molecule: messenger RNA, 1745 nt
Organism: Cheilinus undulatus (humphead wrasse)
Lineage: Eukaryota; Metazoa; Chordata; Actinopteri; Labriformes; Labridae
Gene: hemk1
Product: HemK methyltransferase family member 1
Exons: 11
Coding region: 204-1262 (352 amino acids)
Biological process (GO): protein methylation
Cellular component (GO): mitochondrion
Molecular function (GO): nucleic acid binding; protein methyltransferase activity
Source: RefSeq, a predicted model, not a curated record
GACAGGAAGAGUUGUGGGCGCCGUGUGUUGGAAGUACAGUCAACAGUGUCAACUAGCGUACUGUUAGACCAUUGAAAUGGUGUUUAAUGUACACAUGGGACAUUAAGAAUGACCUACAAAGAUAUAUGUAGGACAACUGAGUACCAUAAGGGUGUAGACGACGGCAACAUAAGUGUACGUAAGGUUAAAGUGAUGUUGAUGUCAUGUGGAGAACGAUGAGUGUAGGACACAGAUGCUUUGGAUUCAGGAGUGUUGGGAUAAAGGGACUUUGGGGCUCCCUUGCAGUGCGAAGAUACAGCGCUCCAGCCUUUCCUGCGGACCCGAUCACUGCACUUCAGGCAGCACACUUAUGGAGGAAACACUUUGAAGAAAUGGGUGUGACAGAGCCUGACCACUCGAGCAAUUACAUCAUCGCUUAUCUGCUUGGAGCUAAAACUAUCGAAAGUCUAGAGAAGGGGAAGCUGACAGAUUUUCUCAGCCAAGAAAAAACUAAGCAGAUAUGGAAGCUCUGCACCAGACGCCUGUCCAGAAUGCCAGUCCAGUAUGUAAUUGAGGAGUGGGAUUUCAGAGAUCUGACGCUUAAGAUGAGACCCCCGGUGUUCAUACCAAGACCUGAAACAGAGGAAUUGGUUGACCUUGUGCUCUCAGAUUUGGAAAUGAAGCUCAGGUUAGGAGCGGGUGACGAUGCACAGCUAACAAGCUUGGAGGUUGGAUGUGGCUCUGGUGCCAUUUCUCUAAGUCUGUUGAAGAGUCUGCCUCAGCUUAAAGCCAUUGCUGUGGAUCAAAGUAAGGAUGCAGUGGAUUUAACAAUACAGAAUGCAUCAAGGUUUGGGCUUCAGGACAGACUUCAGGUGUAUCAUAUAGAUGUAACGAAAGAUGCUGAAGCCUUGUUGAACCUCCGUAAGCCUGUUUCAGUUUUGGUCAGCAACCCUCCGUACCUGUUCUCUAAGGAUAUGGCGUCACUGCAGCCUGAAAUAUACAGGUUUGAAGACCACGCUGCUCUGGAUGGAGGUGAAGAUGGCCUAAAAGUGAUCCGACAUAUUUUAACCCUGGCUCCAAAGAUUCUAUCAAACCAUGGGCAUGUUUACUUGGAGGUAGAUCCCAGACACCCUCAGCUUAUUCAGCAGUGGGUGGAGGUGAAUGUAGAGGAGAUGCAUUAUGUGGGGACAAGGUGUGACAUCAACAGCAGGCCAAGAUUCUGCAUCCUUCAGAAAGACGAGUCAAACAAGGACCACCAAGCUGGAUUUGGAUUGAGAAACUAAGAUCCUAUUACGCUGGCUUUAGCCCAGGUUGCCACAGCCGCCGCUCCCCUGCCCCCUCUGAGCCGCCAUGCACAUACACGCACUGAUUCUAUCACUCAAAGUCCCAAUUUGCAGAGGCUCAAAUGAUUUACAUAUCACUACUGCACUUUUAAUCUACUAACAUUUGUAAUCACAUCCUGUGGCAGGAUCAAAAAAUGUGUGCAAGAUGGCCCAAAAAGCGGGCUCAAAGCUGAAGGUAAUUACCGAGGCUUUUCUUAGAAACCUUCCUCUCAGAAUCUCACCCUCUUCCCAGGAAGCACUCAGCAGUUCUGUGAAUCCACUGAUGAACGGUCCUCCCCUUCACUUGUCCACUUGCUGACUCAGAUGCAAGCCGUGUAUGCAUUGUUGUGCAAAAAACACACAAUGCGUGGCCUUCAGUUCCUUAAACAGUCUGGGUCUGUCACACACUUUAAGCUCAAAGGCCACAAAGUCUUUGUGUUUCAA